CUCCGCAACGUUUGCAAACGGGGCAAACGCUGCCGGUUCCGUCACCCCGACAUCAACGAAGUCACCAAUUUGGGCGUCCGGAAAAACGAAUUUAUCUUUUGCCACGAUUUUCAAAACAAAGAGUGCGUCCGUCUCAACUGCCGCUUCAUCCACGGCACCAAAGAGGACGAGGACUGUUACAAAAAAACCGGGGAGCUCCCCCCGCGCCUGCGGCAGAAAGUGGCCGCCGGUUUAGGCCUCUCCCCCGCCGAUUUGCCCAACAGCAAAGAGGAGGUGCCCAUCUGCAGGGAUUUCUUGAAGGGCGACUGCCAACGCGGCGCCAAGUGUAAAUUCCAGCACCUCCAGAGGGACUACGAGUACGAAACGCGGGGCAUGGCCGCCCGGGAGCAGGGCAUCGUCCCCGCCGGCCGCCGUUACGACCCUUACGACGCCAUCUACGACCCCGACCGUUACGACGACCACGACCCCGUCUUGAAACGGCGACGGGUGGACGGGCUGCACUUCGAAAGCUACGAGUACAGUUUCUCCAACCCCAGGACGGUGGAGUACAGGCUGCUGGAGGAGGAGAACGUCAUGCUGCGCAAGAGGGUGGAGGACCUCAAGAAACAGGUCAACAACCUCUUGGCCACCAACGAGGUCUUGUUGGAGCAGAACGCCCAGUUCCGUAACCAGGCCAAGGUGAUGACGUUGAGCUCCACGGCCACGGCCACCGAGCAGACUCUGGCCCCCACCGUGGGCACCGUCACCAACUACAACCACAGCAUCGCCCAGACCCACACCACGCUCAGCAGCCAGGCCCUCCAACCCCGACCUGUCACCCAACAGGAUUUGGUGGCCCCCGCCGGCGCCCAGGCGGCUCCCCCCGCCAACGCCGCUCCCCCCAUGAACCCCGAAAUCACCCCGCUUUCGGCCGCUUUGGCCCAAACCAUCGCCCAGGGUAUGGCCCCCCCAGUCUCCAUGGCUCCGGUGGCCGUUUCGGUGGCCCCGGUGGCCGUCUCCAUGGCCCAACCCUUGGGGGGGAUCACCAUGAGCCACGCCACCACCCCCAUGGUGACCUACCCCAUCGCCUCCCAGAGCAUGAGGAUAACGGCCAUGCCCCACUGACCCCCCCGAGCCCCCCGCCGAACUGAGCCCCCGGGGGCGGCGGGAGGAGGAGGAGGAGGAGGAGGAAGGACAGACAGACCCUCCCGGGACAGACGUGGGGGGGUGCCGUGACCCCCCCACCCCACCCUGGGGUGUCGCUCCUCGGUCCGGCACCGGUGAAACCUCCACGGAGGGAGGGG
Molecule: messenger RNA, 1283 nt
Organism: Calidris pugnax (ruff)
Lineage: Eukaryota; Metazoa; Chordata; Aves; Charadriiformes; Scolopacidae
Gene: ZC3H10
Product: zinc finger CCCH-type containing 10
Exons: 2
Molecular function (GO): metal ion binding
Source: RefSeq, a predicted model, not a curated record